GUGUUAGCUAUUUCCCUGUUUUCUGCCUUGUUUUGUGGACUGCUUCUUAGACUACUCUUAUUUAAAGUUAAGGCUUUUUAGUUUUAGGCUAUUCAUUUGAAGAUCCACAUUAUCAGGGCAUUUCGAAUAUAGAGUACUUUGACAUUAAUAUUUUUCAAGUUUCGUUCAAAACACAACAUGGAGGACACGUGUGUAAUAAAAAAGGAUGUUACUGAAUUGAUUGGAAAUACCCCAAUGGUAUAUCUCAACCAUAUUGUAGAUGGCUGUGUAGCUCGUAUUGCCGCCAAACUUGAGUUGAUGGAACCCUGUUCUAGUAUUAAAGACAGGAUUGCUUAUGGCAUGAUUCAAGAUGCAGAGGAUAAGGGUCUGAUUACUCCGGGAAAGACUGUCCUCAUUGAGGCUACUGGUGGUAACACUGGCAUUGGGUUGGCAUUCAUCGCCGCAAUCAGGGGUUACAAACUUAAACUUGCCAUGCCGGCUUCAAUGAGUCUUGAGAGAAGAAUUGUGCCCCAAGCUUUUGGAGCAGAGUUGUACCUUACAGAUCCUGCCAAGGGUGUUUAUGGGGUUUUUGAAAAGGCCAAUGAGCUACUCAGUAAAAUACCCAAUAGUUAUCUGCUUCAUCAAUUUGAAAAUCCUGCUAACCCAAAGAUCCAUUAUGAAACCACUGGCCCGGAGAUAUGGAGGGAUUCGGGAGGGAAAGUUGAUGCCCUGGUUGCAGGGAUAGGGACUGGGGGUACGAUAGCUGGUGCAGGGAGUUUCCUCAAGGAGAAAAACAGCAAGAUCAAGGUUUAUGGGGUAGAACCAGUUGAAAGCGCAGUCUUGAAUGGAGGAAAGCCUGGCAAGCAUCUGAUCCAAGGAAUUGGUGUUGGUAUCUUGCCUAUUCUUCUGGACGUCAACCUGCUUGAUGAAGUUAUUCGAGUAUCAAGUGAGGAAGCAAUCGAAACUGCCAAGCUACUUGCCUUGAAAGAAGGAUUGCUGGUGGGGAUUUCAUCUGGUGCUGCAGCGGCCGCUGCAACAAAGUUGGCAAGGAGGCCAGAAAAUGCAGGAAAACUCUUUGUUGUGGUUUUUCCCAGCUGUGGAGAGCGUUAUCUGUCUUCUGAGCUCUUUGAUUCCAUUAGGCAGAAAGCAGAAAAUAUGACUUUUGACUGAGGUGUUCAUGAAUAUCACAAACUGCCCAUGUCCUUUGCAUCCCGUGGAUGCCAUAAAUAAUGAGAGAUGUAGUUUGUUUGCAGUAUUUGCAGAACCUUUAACUAUAACUAAUAGAGAGAGUUUGAUGUUUUAAUGGUUGUUUGAUACUCGGCCUUCAACAUGGAAAAGCUCAAAUGGGAUGGCAAUUGCCAAUGGUUUAUUGGGUCUGUUA
Carya illinoinensis is the source of this 1360-nucleotide messenger RNA. Its product is annotated as bifunctional L-3-cyanoalanine synthase/cysteine synthase D2-like. Gene Ontology annotation, cellular component: cytoplasm. The coding region runs from base 178 to 1149 and encodes 323 amino acids. Lineage: Eukaryota; Viridiplantae; Streptophyta; Magnoliopsida; Fagales; Juglandaceae. The transcript has 11 exons. Gene Ontology annotation, molecular function: cysteine synthase activity. The record is from RefSeq and is a predicted model, not a curated record.